UCGCGCGCGCCGGAAGUGGCGGUGCUCCGCGGCGGCGCGCCGGGCCGGCCAGCGCAGGGCGCUGGCCCGGUGUGCAGUUCCCCAGAGGCGGCAGCGUUGAGCGGCGGGCGCGAAAAGUCACCACCCAGAUAAUGGAUUUUAUAGAUCAGAUUGCUUAGUGUGGAUAUCAUGGUAACAAUACAGGAAGUAUACUUAAUUCUUACUUCUGCAAGUAGUCAUGACUACUGAAGAAAGAAUCUUUUAAAACUACAACAGAGUUCAUUUGGGUACCUCUUAUGGAAAUCUUAAUUUUGUUUUUAGCUUUUGGUAAUUUUUUGAUAAAGUCAUGAACAAGCAAAGAGCUUGUCUUGUCAGGCAAACACACGCUAGUGAGAAUGUCUAGAAGAGGACCGACUCUUCACAGCCGGACCCAGUGGCUGCUCUUGGGCCUCGCUUUGCUCUUCAGUUUAGUAUUGUUUUUGUACCUCCUGGAAUGUGCCCCCCAGACUGAUGGAAACGCUUCUCUUCCUGGUGUUGUUAGAGAAAAUUAUGGUAAAGAAUAUUACCAGGCCCUCCUGCAGGAGCAAGAAGAACAUUAUCAAACCAGGGCAACCAGUCUGAAACGCCAGAUUGCCCAACUAAAGCAAGAAUUACAAGAUAUGAGUGAGAAGAUGAGAGCCUUGCAAGAGAGAAAGAAGCUAGGGGCUAACGGCAUAGCCUAUCAGGGCAACAGAGAGCAGACGCCCAGUGACCUCUUGGAGUUUCUUCACUCCCAGAUCGACAGAGCUGAAGUUAGCAUAGGAGCCAAACUACCCAGUGAGUAUGGAGUCGUUCCCUUUGAAAGUUUUACUUUAAUGAAAGUAUUUCAGUUGGAAAUGGGUCUCACUCGCCAUCCUGAAGAAAAGCCAGUUAGAAAAGACAAACGAGAUGAACUGGUAGAAGUUAUUGAAGCUGGCUUGGAGGUCAUUAAUAAUCCUGAUGAAGAUGAUGAACAGGAAGAUGAGGAGGGCCCCCUUGGAGAGAAACUGAUAUUUAAUGAAAAUGACUUCAUAGAAGGCUAUUAUCGCACUGAGAGAGAUAAAGGCACGCAAUAUGAACUGUUUUUUAAGAAAGCAGACCUUAUGGAGUACAGGCACGUGACCCUCUUCCGCCCUUUCGGACCUCUCAUGAAAGUGAAGAAUGAGCUGAUUGACAUUACAAGAUCAGUUAUUAACAUCAUUGUGCCACUUGCUGAGAGGACAGAGGCAUUUUCACAGUUUAUGCAGAACUUCAGAGAAGUUUGUAUUCAUCAAGACAAGAGGAUUCAUCUCACCGUUGUGUAUUUUGGGAAAGAAGGACUAUCUAAAGUCAAGUCUAUUUUAGAAUCUGUCUCAAGUGAGUCUAAUUUUCACAAUUACACCUUGGUCUCAUUGAAUGAAGAAUUUAAUCGUGGACGAGGACUAAAUGUGGGUGCCCGAGCUUGGGACAAGGGAGAGGUCUUGAUGUUUUUCUGUGAUGUUGAUAUAUAUUUCUCAGCUGAGUUCCUUAACAGCUGCCGGUUAAAUGCUGAGCCAGGUAAAAAGGUGUUUUACCCUGUGGUGUUCAGUCUUUACAACCCUGCCGUUGUCUAUGCCAACCAGGAUGUACCACCCCCUGUGCAGCAGCAGCUGGUUCAUAAAAAGGACUCUGGCUUUUGGAGAGACUUUGGCUUUGGGAUGACUUGUCAGUAUCAAUCGGAUUUCCUGGCUGUCGGUGGAUUCGACAUGGAAGUAAAAGGCUGGGGUGGAGAAGAUGUUCAUCUUUACCGAAAAUACUUACAUGGUGAUCUUAUUGUGAUUCGGACUCCAGUUCCUGGUCUUUUCCACCUCUGGCAUGAGAAACAUUGUGCAGAUGAGCUGACCCCUGAGCAGUACCGAAUGUGCAUCCAAUCCAAAGCCAUGAAUGAGGCCUCUCACUCCCACCUGGGAAUGAUGGUUUUCAGGGAGGAAAUAGAGAUGCAUCUUCGCAAACAGGCGUACAGAACAAACAGCGAGGCUGCUGGGUAACAGACAGAGUCAGCACAUGAGAGUCUGAACCACACGCCAGCACUGUUCAUUCAGCCUUAAUCCCAACUCUAGAUUCUGUGCCUCUUCCAGAGAAAAACUUUUCUUUUCCAUGUUCUUUCUGAAAUUUUUUUGUAGCUCAACUUGAUGUAAGAAGAAAAUGCGGGUGUCUUGAUGUAAAGCCUGCCUUGUGAGAGAGUACUGUAGUAUGAAACAUCUGACAAAAUGAAAUUUGAUAUUUGUCCCCAAAAUCGUUUGAAUUAGAUUCUGCCUGGUUCCUGAGUUCUGACUGGUCCUGCGUGUGUGCGAGGCUGACGUUGAGUUGGUCAGCACACUUCUACAGGGGACAGAACAUUGGUUCCUGAGUUCUGACUGGUCCUGCGUGUGUGCGAGGCUGACGUUGAGUUGGUCAGCACACUUCUACAGGGAACAGAACAUUGGGUGGUCGUGAUGUUCAGGCAGAUACACCUGCUGACCACUAAGUCAGCCAUUUGACUUCAGUCUUUAGAUGAAAGUUUUCAUUGGUCACAUGUAGAAUAUUUUUUCACAGAGAAUAAUCUAUCUCUGUGAUAGAUUAUUAACAUAUCUGAAAUCUACAGUCAUAUCAUGAAGGCAUAAAUCAAAACCCCUUAGUCUCAUGUUGCUUUCCAUUUGAAUAUGUUUUAAAGCAAAUGGAUAUAGUAGAUGUAGUUUAGAAUUUAUGGUUUGAUUAUAAAUAAAAUAUAUUGUUAUGUUAUCGAUGUUCAAAAUGCAUAGUCAAAUUGUAGCAGAUUGUUUUGAACAUUUUAUUAUAUUGGAAUGCAGGAAAAUAGCUGUGUUUAGGAACAUCUUUUUAUAUAAGCCGGAUACAUCAGAACCUUCCUGAAGAGGCAUAGAAGAUAUGAACAUUAUAGCAUGGUUUUGUAUGGCUUUUGUUUUGCGCUGUCUUUUUUAGCAUGGGUAUAUAUAUAUUUAUUUUCUAGUAUGUUAAUUUUUGCUACAAUUGUGUUUGCAUUUGUAUUAUACUUUCAGUUGAAAGAGUUUUAUUGAAAAAAAGACAAUUUAAUGCUUUAUAUAAUAAGACCACCCUUGAUUUGAGAAAAGGGAAGGAAAGAAAAGUGAUCUGAUAAAAAUAUGAAUUAUGGAGUACUUUUAAAAACAUGUACAGAUUGAUGCUAUUUUAAUUGAAUGUAAAUUAUAUUAAUGAGACAAGAUGAAUAAGAAAUUAUAUUCCAAUAGAACUGUACUAUAAUAUUUAUCACACGUGGAUAUUUUAUCAUUGGGCCAUUUACUAGAUCCAGAAAUUGGAGAUAAAGUAAAGGCACGCAGAAUUUCUUAAGCCCUGACUUUUAAAGGAACCUGCUAUUUGUAUACAACCCAUGAGAAGUCGGAAAAAGUCAUUAUUUUUGUUCAGUAAAUCAUACCAUCUCAAGUGUUACAAAUGCCAAAUUUCUAGGUGCUAACAUCAAUCCAAUUCAAUAAUAACUAAUAGCUGAGGGUUCUACCUGCGGUAGUGUUGAGGUAUUUUUAAGAUGUAUAAAAUGCUUUCUGCAGAAUAAGCAGAGCCAGUGUCUCCUUUGUACACACUUAUUUAUUGUAAAGACCAGUGACCGUGGUAUUUAAAAUUAGGGUACUUAAUGAUUUACAAAAGUGGUUUCAGCUUGGUUUUGAGAUAAUCAAAUGAUUUUUACUUUAACUCCUAUUUUUUUUAAACUAGCUUUUAUUUGAAGAGGGAAGCUAAGCAAUGAAAGCAUUACUAUAUUUUUACAUUAAGUGUUACCAAUAAAGUAUUUUGUUACCAAAGACUAAA
Molecule: messenger RNA, 3789 nt
Organism: Mastomys coucha (southern multimammate mouse)
Lineage: Eukaryota; Metazoa; Chordata; Mammalia; Rodentia; Muridae
Gene: Csgalnact2
Product: chondroitin sulfate N-acetylgalactosaminyltransferase 2
Exons: 8
Coding region: 375-2003 (542 amino acids)
Cellular component (GO): Golgi cisterna membrane
Molecular function (GO): glucuronosyl-N-acetylgalactosaminyl-proteoglycan 4-beta-N-acetylgalactosaminyltransferase activity
Source: RefSeq, a predicted model, not a curated record